UCGCUAUUCGUCCGUUCUGUCACGAGCCUCGUCCGUGAACACCGACCUGGCGCGGCAGAAACGAAACCGACGACCUCGAACCGAAUUACAGAUUAGAUAUUUUUAUUUUUCCUCUCAAAAGAUCAACCGGUCUGCCGAGAAACCCGCUAGAUCUGGCCGUCUCCGACCGCUCUGGUCAUUCCGGGUGAUGUAUUCUAACGUUUGAUAGCGCUAGCCAGCCAGCUAGCUGCUCAGCUCAGCUAGCUCGCCGUGCCGUGACUCACAGUGAGCAGAAAGGAGAGAUCACUUAUUAUUUUUUAAUUUCUUUAUUCCCCCUCCCAGUCGUAGCUAUAUGUUUUGUAGGACAUCCGCUCGUCAGCAGUACUUUGUGAGGAAGCUGUCCGCUGUAAAACUGCAGAUACAGACCAAAUGACUCGCGUCGUCAUUUGGGCCAAAUUUGUGAACCGCUGGGUUUGAAUGAAUUUAAACGCCAACGGUCGGAGCGUAGCUAACGCUAGCUCACCUUAAUACACGCUUAACACUUAAACAGCCAGAGGCUUCCGACUUUAGCAGGUUUACCUUAUUGCCCUUAAUAAGCCACUGUAUUUAACGUUAGGUGGCUAACUAACUCGCUAGCAAGUUGGUUAGCAGCCUAAACAUCCAUCAGAAGCGCCAGAGUCGUUAGCUAGCUUCUCCGUUAGCUUGGUGUUUGCUAGGCUGCAAAGCAGGCGAAACGUAUUCUAUUUUUUUUUUAAAGCGAGGUGGGCUAAACCAUCGCAAACCAUCUGGAAAUACUUAGUUUUUCGUGUGAGUGAGAAAGAGGGAGGAAAAAAAUCCUGCAAAGAUGCCGGCUGUGUCGAAAGGAGACGGAAUGCGAGGAUUAGCGGUGUUCAUUUCGGACAUAAGAAACUGCAAAAGCAAGGAGGCUGAGAUCAAGCGCAUCAACAAAGAGCUGGCCAACAUCCGCUCAAAGUUUAAGGGGGACAAGGCUCUGGAUGGCUACAGCAAGAAGAAGUAUGUGUGCAAACUGCUCUUCAUCUUCCUCCUGGGCCAUGACAUCGACUUUGGCCACAUGGAGGCAGUCAACCUGCUCAGCUCGAACAAGUACACCGAGAAACAGAUUGGUUAUUUGUUCAUCUCUGUGCUGGUGAACAGCAACAGUGAGCUGAUCAGGCUGAUCAAUAACGCUAUAAAGAACGACCUGUCUAGCAGGAACCCCACCUUCAUGUGUCUGGCCUUGCACUGCAUUGCCAACGUGGGUAGCAGGGAGAUGGCUGAGGCCUUCGCCGGAGAGAUCCCUCGCAUCCUGGUGGCAGGGGACACGAUGGACAGUGUGAAACAGUCUGCUGCUCUGUGCCUGCUGCGGCUCUACAGGACCUCUCCAGACCUAGUUCUGAUGGGAGAGUGGACCUCCAGAGUGGUGCACCUGCUCAACGAUCAGCACAUGGGAGUCGUCACUGCUGCCAUUUCCCUCAUCACCUGCCUCAGCCAGAAAAACCCAGAGGAGUUUAAAACCUGCGUUUCACUCGCAGUGUCUCGCCUCAGCAGGAUUGUGUCGUCAGCAUCCACUGACCUGCAGGACUACACCUAUUACUUUGUCCCUGCUCCUUGGCUCUCCUGCAAGCUGCUCCGUCUCCUGCAGUGCUACCCUCCGCCUGAGGAUGGCGCCGUCAAGGGCCGGCUAGUGGAAUGUCUCGAGACCAUUCUUAACAAAGCCCAAGAGCCACCCAAGUCCAAGAAGGUCCAGCACUCAAACGCCAAGAACGCCAUACUGUUUGAAGCCAUCGCCCUCAUUAUUCAUUAUGACAGUGAACCCAAUCUCUUGGUGCGGGCGUGCAACCAGCUUGGUCAGUUCCUGCAGCACAGAGAGACCAACUUGCGCUACCUGGCCCUGGAGAGUAUGUGUACCCUCGCCAGCUCAGAGUUCUCCCAUGAGGCCGUCAAAACACACAUUGAGACGGUUAUCAACGCCCUUAAGACUGAAAGGGACGUCAGCGUCCGCCAGAGAGCAGCCGACCUGCUUUAUGCCAUGUGCGACCGCAGCAACGCCAAGCAGAUUGUUGCAGAGAUGCUGAGUUACCUGGAGACAGCUGACUACUCCAUCAGAGAAGAGAUGGUGUUGAAGGUGGCCAUCCUGGCAGAGAAGUAUGCAGUGGAUUACUCUUGGUACGUGGACACCAUCCUGAACCUGAUCCGCAUUGCUGGAGACUAUGUGAGUGAGGAAGUUUGGUACCGUGUCAUCCAAAUUGUCAUCAACCGGGACGAUGUGCAGGGAUACGCCGCCAAGACUGUCUUUGAGGCCCUGCAGGCUCCAGCUUGUCAUGAGAACAUGGUGAAGGUUGGUGGUUACAUCCUGGGAGAGUUCGGUAACCUUAUUGCUGGUGACCCUCGCUCUAGUCCACUGGUUCAGUUUAACCUCCUGCACUCCAAGUUCCACCUGUGUUCGGUGCCCACACGUGCUCUGCUCCUGUCUGCCUAUAUAAAGUUUAUUAAUCUGUUCCCUGAGACCAAACCCACCAUCCAGGAGGUGCUGCGCUGUGACAGUCAGAUCAGAAACAGCGAUGUAGAGCUGCAGCAAAGAGCCGUGGAGUACCUCAAACUGUCCUCCAUCGCCAGCACGGACGUACUGGCUACAGUGCUGGAGGAGAUGCCUCCAUUCCCUGAGAGGGAGUCCUCCAUCCUGGCGAAACUGAAGAAGAAAAAAGGGCCCGGUGCAGUGUCCGGCAAUGAACUUGAAGAGGGCAAGAGAGAGGGAGGAGAGUUGAACGGAGCAGGAGAACGACCCGGAGAUAGCUCGGCCAUAGGAGCGUCCAACGCUUCCACUCCUUCUCCGUCAGCUGACCUCCUCGGUCUUCGCUCAGCUGCUCCUGUCAGUGCUGCGCCACCCAGUGCAGGCAGCCUAUUGGUUGACGUCUUCUCAGAGGCGGGCCCAGCUGCUCCUGCUGCUGGUGUAAAUGACGACGGCUUCCUGAGAGAUCUGGAACCUCCCACUGAGAGCUCUGACUCCUUAUUGGCUGAGGGUCCUGGUGACUCUGACUCUGCUCCUCCUUCUGUGGUGUCUGAAGAUCCUGCUCCUCCUCUGCCUGAGUCAGACGAACUGCUUAACAAGUUUGUGUGUAAGAAUAAUGGAGUCUUGUUUGAGAAUCAGCUCCUUCAGAUUGGCGUCAAGUCCGAGUAUCGUCAGAACCUUGGACGGAUGUAUCUGUUCUAUGGCAAUAAGACAUCAGUGCAAUUUGUCAGCUUCACCACUACAGUCAGCUGCCCAGGAGAACUUCAGUCUCAGCUGAAUGUUCAGUUGAAGCCUGUGGACCCCCUGGUGGAGGGAGGUGCUCAAGUGCAGCAGGUUAUCAACAUUGAGUGUCUGACUGUCUUUUCUGACGCACCACUUCUCAACAUCAAGUUCAGGUAUGGUGGGGCUCUGCAGAACCUUACACUCAAGCUGCCCGUCACCAUCAACAAGUUCUUCCAGCCCACUGAGAUGGCUUCUCAUGACUUCUUUCAGCGCUGGAAACAGCUCAGCCAGCCUCAGCAAGAAGCACAAAAGAUCUUUAAGGCAAACCAUGCCAUGGACACAGAAGUGCUCAAAGCUAAGUUGCUGGGAUUGGGUACAGCCCUGCUGGAGAAAGUGGAUCCUAACCCAGACAACUUUGUGUGUGCCGGAGUGAUCCAAACCAAGGCCCAACAAGUGGGCUGUCUACUGAGACUUGAGCCCAACGCACAAGCCCAGAUGUACCGGUUGACUUUGCGCAGCAGUAAGGACACCGUUGCCAAGCGUCUCUGCGAGCUGCUGGCAGAACAGUUCUAGAAUCAGCUUCUAGAACCCGCGUCUAGACCAUCACCUUCUAGAACCGAGAAGAACCACGACCAGACCAGCGUUCCACCUUCCAGAACCCUGAACAAAGAAUCUCCAAAAGCAUUCGUACAUAAGGGAAAAAGUAGCUGCCGGCCUUAACGGCAGCAAUAUUACUGUCCUAAUUCUGAUCAUUAUGAUUAUUAUUGUAUAUUAUCAUCAGCGCUACCGUUCUUGUUUUUAUUGGUGUUUACCUGUGUGUGAGCAGUGAAAGGAAGCGUGUCCGCCUGCGUGUGUGUGUGGAUGAAUGAGUGCGUGAGCAUAUUGGCACACGCACGAAAGAAUUGUAAUAGUUCAAAUUUUUUUUCCCGUCCUGCCUGUUAACCAGUCCACCUGUGCUUGUGUUGACAGCUGGUGUGGGUCGUGGAAGGAGUGAAAGAAAAGAGGGAGCGACCGAGAAAGAGACGGAAAGACGUUCUUCCCCUUUUUCUCUCUCUCUCUCUCUUUGUCUCUGUGCGUUCCACAGUAUUUCAAUCUGUAAGCAUUCCUAGGACAUACUUGGGAGAACAUUAUACACGCACGCACACUCGUUCUACGCGUGUCCCGUCGCACAUGAGCCGUUUCUGUGGAACAUUCCGUGUUGGCUAGUUAGAAGGGGGUCUUUUGAAGGACCGGCUCCUGAGCUGGACAAAAUAAAUGAAUAAAAGUAACACUGCAAUCAGAAUACACUAAAGAAAAGGCACUUCAUUGUGAAGAAUCACUACCCCCUCCCUCCUCUUUUCUCGAAAAGCUGUCUUCUCCAGCACUCUAGUAUGGAAGCCCAUAGAGGGGAAAAAAAACAUAAGCUUUCUGGCAACAGUAUGUUAAAAUAUUUGUUUAUUGUCUCAAAAUAAUCAAGUUGACUAAAGUUGACUUACUAUGUUGAAAUAAAGACUUAGUAUCUCGUAAUAACGACUCAUUCCAAAAUAAUUACUUACAAACUUAACAUAUUUUCACACAGUCUCUAAUUAUUUAGAGAUUAAGUCAAAAUUUUGAGAGGAAAAAAGUCAUUAUUACGGAAUGCUAAGUCAAAAUUCUGAGACAAUGUCAUCUAGUCAAGAUGCCAAGUUAAUAUUUUUGGACAAUAAGUCAUUAUAUUGAAAUUCUAAGUCAGAACUUUGUGAGUCCUUAUUUUGAGAAGUUAAGUCAAUAUUUCAAGGACGUAAUUAUUUUUUUCAAGAUACUAAGUCAUUAUUUUGACAUACAGCUGCCAGAAACUUCAGAUUUAAACAGGAUUUCAUGAUCAUUUUUCUCCUCUACCUGGUCUGAAUGGGCUUCCAUACUCUAGAGCCAAAGGCGCACACGAGGGGAAAAUUAAUAUAAUCUGAGAGUAUUUCAUUGUUUCUUGCUGUUGUUCCACAUUCCUUGAAAGCGAGUGCUGGCCAGUGCACUUUAAGAGGCCUGGAGAGAAAAGGCUUUUGUAGAUCCCCGUCCCUUUCCCCGUUCCCAUUCUAGUUAAAGUUCAAAUACUUAUCAUGAUUCCGUACCUGAUUACAACAAUGUUUAUGAAAAAAAUUAUAUAUAUAUAUAAAAUAUAUAUAAACAUUAUGUACAAAAAUUGUCCGUCAUGGUUGAGUUUCUAUGUUUGUCUCUUUCUCGUUUGUUUUGAUAGUGGCAUUGUUGACGUGUUUGUAUGCUUUCUGAAAAGUGUCUUUAUUGCGUAUUUACGUUUUUUGGACAUUCCAUUCGUUGUUAAUGUAUUAAGUACAUGGGCAUUGAGGUCUAGGACAGGUUUAAAAUGUUCAGCUGGGUGGUCAGGUAAAAGAUAAAAGCGGACAGGAGGGAGAUGUGCGGUAUGCCAUCGAGUUUCAGAAAAGUAGUGAAGCAUCAUUUACUUCCUCUAGUGGUAUUUUUGUUUUUCUUGUUUUUUUCUUUUUUUUUUUGUAAUCUGUGCAGAAAGGAAUCUCUGGAAUAUUGGCACUGACUGUCCAAGUGUCCUCCCACAGAGUAACUGACUGAAAAGAGCAGUGGAGAGUGGGUACCUCAUAACUUGAUGUCUCCAACUCACACACACACACACACACACACACACACACACAUGCACACACUGUCAUGUACAAUAGAUAUGGAUGCAUUCGUAGGCUGGGUUGUUUGAUGCCCAGCUGCUGUACUGGAAAGUCGGGGACCACCAUUCGUUUAUUACGUUUCCAGUCAAAACAGCCAUUAAGUACAAGCUAUUGUACUAUGUAAAAUAAUUCACAAAAACAAAUGUCAGAAGAAAAUAAGUGAAAACUGGAAAAAUGAUUAAAAGCUACAGAGCAGAGGUGUCCAAUCUUAUCCACAAAUGACCGUUGUGGCUGCAGGGUUUCCCUCAAAACAGGCUGGAGCUCACCUAAUUCCACUUGUUUAAUCAGUUGGUUUCAGACUGCCAACCAGGUGAUCUCUUGCUUUGGUGGAAUGAAGACCUGCAGCCACACUGGCCCUUUGUGGAUAAGAUUGGACACCGCUGCUACAGAGAAAUCCUAAAAACCACCUGGAAGACCUGGUAGACACCAAAACUGCCCCCAUCAGAUAAACAGCACUUAAAGCUUUCAUCUUUGAGAGAGAGGAGAAAAUCAAGCUGCUUUAGAUCUGAAAACAUCCACAGGUGUUUCUGUCCAUCCUUCCACUGUGAGAAGACGACUUAGCGCUAUGGGUCUGAAAGGAUGUGUAGCUGUCAAGAAGAACCUCACUGAGAAAAGGAGAUAAACACAAACGAAGAACAUGUGAAGCAGAAGCAGAAAAUCCAGUCAACCUGAUCGAAGAUAUUCCUCAUAUUAGUUGAUGAGGCUCCUGUUCAAAUGUUUCCUGCUGAAAAAUGAAUAACUUGUACAUAAUAGCUGUUUUGAUUGGAAGGUAAAUAAACGAGGGGUGACCUUGCUCUUGUGCAGUACUGUAUUUUUUGCAUUGCAGCCAAAAUCCUGCAAGAGCACUUACCUGUGUGAACACUAGUGAAUGAAAUCUGGCACAUGCCCACACGCAGUUUUAGGGCAGUAUGCCUAAGGAGGGACAGAUAGCAAAGGACUUACCAACUGUCAAUCACAAACACAGGGAUAAUGUCAGCGUUGUGAGGCGAGCGAGUAUGAGUGAAUGCUGUAUGUGGUGUGUGUGUGUGUGUUUAAAAAAUCUAAUGGACGUUUAUGGGACAUUGUCAUAUUAGUUCAAUGAAGAGUCACUAUGCUUCCCCUAGUGCAGCGCGGACGUGAUGCAUUGAUGGGACUUUGUCAUGGUAGUUGAGUUUAGACUUGUCAUGGUAUGUGUGUGCGUGUGUGUGUGUGUGUGUGUGUCUAUGCAGUAUCCGCUAGCUAAUGCAGCCCCAGUGUAUCGGUGUUCAACCUGUCAGAUACCUGUGUUAGAUUAAAUUUACUCUGUACUGAAUAAUGUGAAAGUAAAACUAUGCCAUAUACUCCA
Molecule: messenger RNA, 7198 nt
Organism: Colossoma macropomum (tambaqui)
Lineage: Eukaryota; Metazoa; Chordata; Actinopteri; Characiformes; Serrasalmidae
Gene: ap2a1
Product: adaptor related protein complex 2 subunit alpha 1
Biological process (GO): clathrin-dependent endocytosis; intracellular protein transport
Cellular component (GO): membrane coat; AP-2 adaptor complex
Molecular function (GO): clathrin-cargo adaptor activity
Source: RefSeq, a predicted model, not a curated record